UGGGCGGAUCCAUUGACCCGAGAGGUGGAGGUUGCUGUGGACCUCGCUCCAUCGCACUCCAGCACAAGACCCUGUCUCAAAAAAAAAAAAAAAAAAAAAAAAGUAAAAUUUGAGGAAGCAUUAAAACAAAAGAGCAUGAAGGAAGGAGAAAACUUACAGCACAAGAAGUUUGUAGUUUGAUCCAUUUUGUGCGUUAGGCUGCUGUUUGUUUUGUUGAGGAAUGAUUCUAAGGAUUUUCUUACUCCAUUUCAUCCAUCCAUCCAGUGGACAUUACAGAGCACCUGUUUGUGAUCUAGGUGAAGUGGGGGAAUAGAAAGAAUAAAAUACAGUUCUUAACCUAUGCUUCCUCUAGUUGGUGCAGUUGAAAUGAAACCGUUAAUUUAUACGGGAUGUCGUACCCCGUCCUCUUCACCUCUGAAGCCACGUUCCCCUGGAAGGUCCACUCUGGACACUACACUUUUGUAGUAGGGGAGAAGGCUUUGUGAUGGUCUCUUCCUGAGAACAGUUUGGUCCCAGGACAACCCUUCCUUAGGUACCCAGCAAACAGGGGCCAGGGCAGUGAGGGGUGAGGAAUCUGGAGACAGGACAGGGGCCAUGCAAAUCUCCCUGGGUCCCUGGGGACCAGCCAUAAAAAGAGACUCCAGGUUUUACAGCUGAGCUCUCCAGGUUAGAUAAGCAGAUGCGAGUGCAGGACCUGGUCAGGCAUAAAGCCAGUUCCUGGUUCCAUGGUAAGGUCUCCUGUUCCACUCAAAUAACAUGGAUCAGAAUUAGGAACAAAGUUCAAGAACCCUUUCCACAGAGAGAAAUCAUAUUUGUUGAGAAGCCGCUGCCAGCCGCUUGUGCGAGGAUAUUUCAUGUCGUGUUUUAGUUGAUUAAAUUUAUUUUUAUUACAAAAUAAUACGUGUGACUGUUGAAACGCUAAUGAGGUGUAUCAAGAAAAAAAUAACAAGUAAUCCACUUUCCUGUUUGAAGUAACUGGUUCAAGUAGUCUGUCUUCCGUACAAUUUCUGUGUUUAUAUAAGUACAUAUGAACAGUUUUGAAGUUUUUUUACACAAAAUGGAACGUUUUUUACUAUGUUAAAUGUUUAUUUUAAAAAUAGUAUAUAAACAUAUAUAUAGAUAGAGGCAAUAUAUAAGUAGAUUUAUGUAAGUAGAUUUAACCCAUCCUUGGAAAUAGUUGCAUAUUAUUUUAUAUAGAGAUCGUCAUUAUUUAUCUAUCGCUCCCUUGUUAAUAGUCUCAACGAUUUACUUUGAAACAAAUGGUCUGCCGCACCCUCGGGGCGGGCGCCUGGGCCUCUAUCCCGGAUCUGGGGCUGCAUCUUGAGGUAGAAACUGACACAAAGCGGGGCCUCAGCGGUCCGGGGGCGGCGGCCAAGCUCCGCCCCCACCCGCGGCAGCCAAUCAGCUCCCGGGGACGCUCCCACCCCCACAGUCUGCACUGCAGCCCACCUCCCCCCACACGCCUCUUCCCAGCCACUUCACUACCAAUUUGCAAAUCCCCAAGGCGUCUGCCCCGGCGCCUUCCCCCACCUCUGUGGAAGACUCCCCUACUCCGAAGUAGCCCGGUGUGGAAAUUGCUGGACGAAAGGACUGGCUUUGGGCCUGGGAGGAAAAGAGAGUGGAGCCCCGCCAGACUCCAAGCUGAGUGCUGACAGCCCCUGGGAGUUUAGAACAUCCCUUCUCACACACCGUGCAUUUGAUAGAACACUCCCUGAGGCACGCAGAUCCACAGCUGGGGGGAGGCAGCACCCACAUUUAAAAAGAAACCAACAGAGCCAUGGCAACUCCUUCUGCUGCCUUCGAGGCCCUUAUGAAUGGCGUGACAAGCUGGGAUGUACCCGAAGAUGCCGUUCCAUGUGAACUGCUUCUUAUUGGAGAGGCUUCAUUUCCUGUGAUGGUGAAUGACAUGGGCCAGGUCCUCAUUGCUGCCUCCUCCUAUGGCCGCGGCCGCCUGGUGGUCAUGUCCCAUGAGGACUACCUGGUGGAAGCCCAGCUCACACCCUUUCUCCUGAACGCAGUGGGGUGGCUUUGCUCUUCCCCUGGGGCUCCCAUUGGUGUACACCCAUCCCUGGCACCUUUGGCCAAAAUCCUCGAGGGCUCUGGAAUGGAUGCAAAGGUUGAGCCAGAAGUGAAAGACUCCCUGGGGGUUUACUGUAUUGACGCCUACAAUGAAACCAUGACGGAAAAACUGGUCAAGUUCAUGAAACGUGGUGGCGGCUUGCUCAUAGGAGGACAAGCCUGGGACUGGGCAAACCAGGGUGAUGAUGAAAGGGUUCUCUUCACAUUCCCUGGGAACCUCGUGACCAGUGUGGCUGGCAUUUACUUUACUGACAACAAAGGGGACACGAGUUUCUUUAAAGUCUCCAAGAAGAUGCCCAAGAUCCCAGUGUUGGUUAGUUGUGAAGAUGACCUCUCCGAGGACAGAGAGGAGCUUCUGCAUGGGAUUUCAGAGCUGGACAUCAGCAACUCGGAUUGUUUCCCAUCCCAGCUGCUAGUGCAUGGGGCUUUAGCCUUUCCUCUAGGGUUAGAUUCCUACCAUGGCUGUGUUAUAGCGGCUGCCCGCUAUGGCCGGGGCCGGGUGGUUGUGACUGGCCAUAAGGUAUUAUUCACUGUUGGUAAACUGGGCCCCUUUCUGCUCAAUGCCGUCCGCUGGCUGGAUGGGGGCCGCAGAGGCAAGAUCGUGGUGCAGACAGAGCUGAGAACCCUGAGUGGCCUCCUCGCAGUGGGGGGCAUAGACACCAGCAUCGAGCCCAAUCUGACCAGUGAUGCAAGUGUCUAUUGCUUUGAACCCGUGAGCGAAGUGGGGGUCAAAGAACUGCAGGAGUUUGUAGCAGAGGGUGGCGGGCUGUUUGUUGGAGCCCAAGCCUGGUGGUGGGCCUUCAAGAACCCCGGAGUGUCCCCUUUGGCUCGAUUCCCAGGAAACCUCCUCCUCAACCCCUUUGGCAUCAGCAUUACAAGCCAAAGCCUCAAUCCAGGGCCCUUCCGUACUCCUAAAGCAGGGAUAAGGACCUAUCACUUCCGCUCCACCUUGGCCGAGUUCCAGGUUAUAAUGGGCAGGAAGAGAGGAAAUGUGGAAAAGGGCUGGUUGGCAAAGCUGGGACCAGAUGGUGCAGCUUUCCUGCAGAUUCCCGCAGAAGAGAUCCCUGCCUACAUGUCUGUGCAUCGACUCCUGAGGAAGCUGCUAAGUCGAUACCGGCUCCCAGUAGCAACCCGAGAGAACCCUGUUAUCAAUGACUGCUGCAGGGGUGCUAUGCUUUCCCUGGCCACAGGGCUGGCCCACUCCGGAAGUGACCUCUCUCUGUUGGUCCCAGAAAUUGAAGAUAUGUACAGCAGCACCUAUCUGCGCCCCUCAGAAUCUCCUAUCACCGUCGAGGUCAACUGCACCAAUCCAGGCACCAGAUAUUGCUGGAUGAGUACUGGGCUCUACAUACCUGGAAGGCAAAUUAUAGAAGUCUCACUGCCUGAAGCUGCUGCCUCUGCCGACCUGAAGAUACAAAUUGGCUGCCACACAGAUGACCUGACCAGGGCCAGCAAGCUUUUCCGAGGCCCACUCGUCAUUAACCGGUGCUGCUUGGACAAACCCACAAAAUCGAUCACGUGCCUCUGGGGUGGACUCCUCUAUAUAAUUGUGCCUCAGAACAGCAAACUGGGUUCUGUGCCCAUCACCGUGAAGGGGGCUGUGCAUGCUCCAUACUACAAGCUGGGGGAGACCACCCUGGAGGAGUGGAAGAGGCGUAUCCAGGAGAAUCCAGGGCCCUGGGGAGAGCUGGCCACGGACAACAUCAUUCUGACCGUGCCGACCGCAAAUCUUCGUACUCUGGAGAACCCUGAGCCGCUGCUCCGCCUCUGGGACGAGGUGAUGCAGGCUGUGGCGCGACUGGGAGCUGAGCCCUUCCCUUUGCGCCUGCCUCAGAGGAUUGUUGCCGACGUGCAGAUCUCAGUGGGCUGGAUGCAUGCAGGGUACCCCAUCAUGUGCCAUCUGGAGUCAGUGCAGGAGCUCAUCAACGAGAAGCUCAUCAGAACCAAGGGGCUGUGGGGCCCCGUCCACGAGCUGGGCCGCAACCAGCAGCGGCAGGAGUGGGAGUUCCCACCACACACCACAGAGGCCACCUGCAACCUGUGGUGUGUGUAUGUGCAUGAGACGGUCUUGGGCAUUCCUCGAAGCCGUGCCAAUAUUGCUCUGUGGCCCCCAGUUCGGGAGAAAAGAGUCAGAAUCUACCUGAGCAAGGGUCCCAAUGUGAAAAACUGGAAUGCAUGGACCGCACUGGAAACGUAUUUACAGCUACAGGAAGCCUUUGGUUGGGAGCCAUUCAUCCGUCUCUUCACCGAGUACAGGAACCAGACCAAUUUACCCACAGAUAAUGUUGACAAAAUGAAUCUGUGGGUCAAGAUGUUCUCCCACCAAGUGCAGAAGAACCUGGCUCCGUUCUUUGAGGCCUGGGCCUGGCCCAUCCAGAAGGAAGUGGCUACCAGCCUGGCCUAUCUGCCUGAAUGGAAGGAAAAUAUUAUGAAAUUGUACCUCCUCACACAGAUGCCCCACUGAAAUUGAAGUCCAGAAAUGCAAAAAGGAAUUGACACAUCUCAGCAAAGAAAACUGAAGGGAUUUGGUUAUAAGUGGAGAAGAUCUCAGCACAUUUCUGGAAGAGAGAAAGUGGAUGAAGCAUGAUAAUGAAAGAGUGAAGAACCUUUCAGAUAAAAUAUAAGCUGAUCUGAGCAACAUAACCCCAAAGAGACUUGAGCACCUGAAAAGUUUGUCUACUGAAGAAUUACUCCGGUUGUAAAAUUGAACCCUCUCCUACUCUUCCCCAACUCUUAUGCACAGAACACAGGCAGUCUCCACUAUUGAUACCCGUUAAAAAUGUCUUGUUAUUGUUGCUGUUGUUUGUAUAAAGGAAUUGAACAGACUGCCUGCAGAGAUAUAAGAGUUGGUGCUCCAGAAAAAAAUUUCUCUUCUAGUGGAAAUAAGUGCCCCCAGCCAGUAGCUGAUUCUCUACUGACAGCUGAGACCUCCUACUCAAGUGCCUGUUGCCUUCAGGUAUAGAAGAGAUUUGCUGAAGAAACAGACCUAACCGUACAACAGCAGAGGAAACCCAUGCUGACUGUUAUAGAAGUUAACAGUUAUGUUGAUUCUUAAAUGGGAAUAGUGAGUUAGAAAUUCCCAGACAUGGGUGAUGGGGAGGGAAGAGGAAUAAGAAAAGUCACCAGGUAGAAUUAGGGGCCUUGAAGAUAUGACAAACUGAGGGAAACAAAGACAAUGUAGAAAGAAUAACUUAAUUUUAAUUCCAUCUUCAGAGAGAGUUGGGGUGUAUUUAAGAUGAAAAACAGGAUACUACAAAGAAACAGAAAACUCAGGAGUUCGAGACCAGCCUAGGCAAGAUGGCAACACCCUGUCUCUACAAAAUAAUUUUUAAAAAUUAGCCAAGCAUGGUGGCAUGUGCCUGUGGUCCUAGCUACUUGGGAAGCUGAGAUGGGAAGAUCACUUGAGCCCAGAAGUUCAGGGCUACAGUGAACCAUGAUGGUGCCACUGUACUCCAGCCUGGGGGACAGAGUGAGACCCUGUCUCUUAAAAAGCAGCAAAAGAAAGAGAAAACUGAAAAUAAGAAGAUCUCUUUGAAAAUAAAAUAAGACUGCUAUAAGUAUUUGGUAUACGGUCUGGAAAAUAAAGUUGAGGGAAUCUCUCCAGAUAAAGAGCAAAAAGAGAUAGAAAAUAUAAAGAAAGAAAAGAGACAUAGACAAUCAAUAUUUAAUGUUAGGAGUUCCUGGAAGAGAGAACAGAGACAAUGUAGGUGAAGAAGUAAAAAGAAAAAGAAUUGAAGAACAGAGCAAGCUAAGUCUCCAGAUUUAGAGGUCCCAAUAAAAUCUACAUCUAGACACAAUGUUGUAAAAUUUUGGAAUAUUAAGAAUAGAAGGAAGAGAUUAAAGUGGCCAGGGAGAAAACAAAUGAGGUCAUCACGAUUAGCUCAACACAAAAAUGGAUGAGAAAUAGACUGCUGACAGAUUUGUCAUCAGCAACACUGAAUGCCAGAAGUCAAUGGGUCAACAUCUUCACAUAGCUUAUAGAAAAUUUUUAUACCUAGAAUUUCACAGUAAGGCAAACUGUCAAGAAGAAUAUCAAAGUGAAGACAUUUUCUGACAGGCAAAUUUUCAGAAAGUCUUCCUCCUCUGCACCCUUACUGAGGAAGUAUCUUGAGGAAGCUCUCCAGCAAAAUGAGGAUGAAAACCAGGAAAGAAGAAGGAAUGGGAUCCAUAAAACAGCAGAAAGAAGAAGAAAUGGGAUCUAUAAAACAGUGGACCUUACUUAGGAUGUCUCAUUCUAGAGUGACAGUUAUCCAAAAGGAUGUCUUACUCUAGAGUGACAGCUAUCCAGCAGACUAAUUUCAGAUGAGAACACAGUCUUGGGCUUUCUGGGAAGAAUGUGCAUUCAGUGCCAUAGAUGGUAUCAUUGAGAAGCUAGGAUGCUUGAGAAGGUUAUUUAGUCAAGAAAAAGACAAAUCAACAAUAUGUCAAAAAAUUCAGGUCCAAUUAUAGAGCAAAAUAAAAUGAGGCAUGAUUUUGAGUUAUUCAUGAAAAAUAAGAAGAGGCUUGAUAGGUACAUUUCCUUUUCUAUGGCACAGGCAUGAUGAUAUUGGGUGUGUAGGGAAGAAAAUAUCCUAGAAAGAAAAUAUAGUAAGCUCUCAGUAAGAAGUAUCUAGCCAAAAUAAUAUCGAUAUCAUUUAUCAGUAUUCAGUGUUCAGAUCAGCCUAUUGACAAAGUGUGAAAGGCUUCAUUUUUUAUUCAGAACUGAAGUUGAAAGUAAUUAAUGCUGACAAAGGGAAAGAAAGCAGAAAGAGAUUGAGAAUUAGAGGAAGAUAGGUGGAAUCAAAGGUAGAGAUACUUAUAUAUUCAAAGUGGGGAUGAAAAGAUCUUCAGUUAAUGGAACAAGAACUAGAGGAUUAGUAUAUUGUUCAAAGCUAUAAAUCAAACCAAUAGAUGUAUUAAAAAGUGAUGUAACUAUCAGACAUUUGGAGAGAGAUGGACAAAGGAAAGUGGAGAUAGUGUAAGUUAAAUCCUUAUCUUUUGUAAUGGGGAAUUAUUAAAGAUGGUGUAAAGUCACUAAGUCAGGAAAUUAUUGCUCAAACAUAUUAUUUAAAGUUAGAAAGUUAGUUACCAGACGAUCUAAAAUAAAUAUUGUUAAAAGCAUUACCUCUAGGGAAUGGGACUAGAUGUAAAAAGGGUGGGAUGGGAAACUGUGUUUUUCAGUUUAAGUCCUUCUGUACUAUUUAAUUUUUUACCUUGUGCAUGUAUUACUUUGAAAAAAUUUCUAAUAAACCCAAAUAAAAAUCUUCCAGUGACUUCACAUU
Messenger RNA from Cercocebus atys (sooty mangabey), 7340 nucleotides. It is a transcript of the gene TCAF1, whose product is annotated as TRPM8 channel-associated factor 1. The record is from RefSeq and is a predicted model, not a curated record. Gene Ontology annotation, biological process: positive regulation of anion channel activity. NCBI's taxonomy places the organism in Eukaryota, Metazoa, Chordata, Mammalia, Primates, Cercopithecidae. The transcript is spliced from 10 exons. Bases 1778 to 4543 code for a protein of 921 amino acids.